AAGUAAACCUCAGGUGCUCGACUUUAAGAACUCAAAACUAUCUUUUUUCUUUAUAUUACUAGCAUUCAGCAUAAACUCUCCCUCCCCAUCUUUGCUCCUUCGAUCAUAAAAAGGAAAAAAGCAGAUUAAAAGAUGAAUCGUCUUGCAACAUUAUCAGAAGAGCCCUUAAACGAAGAAGAUUCAGCUGCAAAUUGCUCAAAGAAGGCGCUGACAUGGCGAAACUGGCUCAAGAAUCAUUUCCCUCUUCUUUUCAACAAGAAAUCUGACCUCAAGAUUCUUUUAAGCGUUCUGGGUUGCCCUCUUUUUCCUGUUUCUGUUAAUCCAGAACAGCCCUUUACUGAAGUAUCUUCUUCUGCACAAUACAUAAUACAACACUUCACAGCUGCAACUGGCUGCCGGAAGCUAGAGGGAGUCAUAAAGAACAUGUACGCCACCGGAAAAAUUACGAUGGUGAUGGUUGACGAGACCAGCAAGCCCGGUAGGCCUAAUGGCAUGUCACAGAAGGGUUGCUUUGUGAUGUGGCAAAUGGUUCCUAAUAAGUGGUUAAUUGAACUAGUUGUGGGUGGUCAUAAAGUUGCUGGAGGUAGUGAUGGCAAUGUGGCUUGGAGGCACACUCCUUGGCUAGGUGCUCAUGCAGCUAAAGGCGGUGUCCGUCCUCUUCGUCGUGCAAUUCAGGGAUUGGAUCCGGUGACUAUAUCAGCUGUGUUCUCUACAGCGCAAUACAUGGGAGAAAAGCGAAUAUACGGCCUUGACUGCUUUGUGUUAAAAUUAUCAGCUGAUCAUACGGACCUAGUGGACCGCAGUGACAACACAGCAGAGAUGAUCAAGCACGUCAUGUUUGGUUACUUCAGUCAAAGAAGUGGAUUGCUGGUGUAUUUAGAGGACUCAUACUUAACCAGAAUUCAGUCACCCGGUUCUCGCCCCAUGUACUGGGAAACAUCAAUGGGUACAAAAGUGGAGGACUAUCGGAGUGUAGAGGGCACAAUGAUCGCUCAUUCUGGUCAAUCCAACGUUAUCAUCACACAGUUCGGAGACAAUUUGAAAGCAGGGCCAGCAAUAGCACGGAUGGAGGAGACAUACACAAUCGACGAUUUGGCAUUUAAUGUCCCUGGCCUUUCUAUUGACUCCUUUAUUCCUCCAGAAGAAGUGCAAAAAGACUAUCCCCAAGAAAAUCUGGAUUGGAGAUCUCCGUUACAUGGAUAAUAUUUUAUACAAUGAAUGGUUUUAACUUCUUUUUAUUGACCUAGAUUAAUUUACUCUGUUAUGGGUGUGUAUGCAAAUAUUCAUAUGCACUCAAGUGCUUGAUGAAGUGAUGAUAGUCUUUUUUCCAUGGCUAUAACAUGUGUGCAAUAUUUCUUCUUUCAU
Messenger RNA from Olea europaea var. sylvestris, 1365 nucleotides. RefSeq lists its product as uncharacterized. Bases 133 to 1203 code for a protein of 356 amino acids. The record is from RefSeq and is a predicted model, not a curated record. Lineage: Eukaryota; Viridiplantae; Streptophyta; Magnoliopsida; Lamiales; Oleaceae. The transcript has 3 exons.